AUGGCUUUCUUCUCUAAAAUUGGCAUCAUUGGAGCUGGCAUAAGCGGUAUUGCUGCUGCCAAACAGCUCUCUAAAUAUGAGCCUGUGGUGUUUGAAGCCACUGACUCUCUUGGAGGAGUUUGGAGACAUUGUUCUUACAAGUCUACUAAACUUCAGACCCCUCGUUGCGAUUACGAGUUCUCGGAUUAUCCAUGGCCCCAAAGAGAUAAUACAAGUUUUCCAUCUCAUUUAGAGAUAGUGGAAUACUUGAAUUCUUAUGCUACUCACUUUGAUGUGUUGAAAUUUGUCAGGUUUAAUUCCAAGGUGGUGGAAAUCCGGUUUGUUGGUGACCGGGAAACCACCGAUAUUGGUGGUAAACCGGGAGAAUAUGGAAGUUUGUUGGCCGGCAAGCCGGUGUGGGAGGUUGCUGUCCAGUCCAACCAGUCUCAGACCAUUCAGUGGUAUACCUUUGAAUUUCUUGUGGUUUGCACGGGGAAAUAUGGCGAUGUACCAAAAGGACCAGUUUUCCCUCAGAAAAAAGGACCUGAAAUAUAUGGAGGAAAGGUUUUGCAUACUCUUGAUUACUGCAAACUCGACAAAGAAGCCUCUACCCAACUACUUAAGGGAAAGAAAGUUGUAGUCGUUGGCUACAAGAAAUCAGCUAUAGAUUUGGCUGUUGAAUGUGCAGAAGCAAACCAAGGACCAGAAGGCAAACCAUGCACCAUGGUAGUAAGGACUCUGCAUUGGACCGUUCCACAUUAUUGGGUUUGGGGUUUGCCAUUUUACUUGUUCUAUUCAACAAGAUUUUCUCAGUACCUCCAUGAAAGACCAAACCAAGGUCUUUUCAGGACCCUCCUAUGCCAUCUAUUAUCUCCUGCAAGACGAGCUGUGUCAAAGUUUAUUGAAUCCUAUUUGGUAUGGAAGCUUCCAUUGCUCAAGUAUGGACUGAAACCAGAUCACCCAUUUGAAGAAGACUACGCGUCUUGUCAGAUGGCUAUCUUGCCAGAGAACUUUUUCUCAGAGGCUGAUAAGGGAAAGAUUGUGUUCAAAAAAGCAUCAAAAUGGUGGUUUUGGGAAGGAGGAGUAGAAUUUGAAGACAACACUAGGUUGGAGGCUGAUGUUGUGGUUUAUGCCACUGGAUUUGAUGGCAAGAAAAAGCUCAAAACCAUAUUACCGGAGCCUUUUCGCAGUCUCAUAGAAUUUCCCUCUGGCAUGAUGCCAUUGUACAGGGGCACAAUUCAUCCAUUGAUUCCGAACAUGGCAUUUGUGGGAUUCAUUGAGAGUGUUUCGAAUCUGCACACAGCAGAGAUGAGGUGCAGAUGGUUGGGUCGACUUGUAGAUGAUGAAUUCAAGCUCCCAAGUGUGGAGAAGAUGCUUCAACAAACAAGUCAAGAGAUGGAGAUAAUGAAGAGGACAACCAGGUUCUAUAAGAGGCACUGCAUUUCUACUUACAGUAUCAACCACACUGAUGAAAUAUGUGAAGACAUGGGUUGGGCGUCUUGGAGAAAGAACAACUGGCUUGCAGAAGCAUUUAGCCCCUACAACAGUAAAGAUUACGAAGAGGAAAAAUGAAUAUAUAUAUAUAUAUAUAUAUAUAUAUAUAUAUAUAUAUAUAUAUAUAUAUGAAACUAUAUGGAUGUUAAUGCCUUAAUUCAAAUUUUUAAAUUUUUUUUUUUUUUUUUUGUUACAAAAUAAUACAUAGCAAUUGGUAUACGAAUAAAAUGUUUCGGAGUAGAUUACUUAAGCAUUUACAUUCUUACAUUGUACCUCUUCAGAAAUUUAUAAUACUAGAAUAUAUAUUCAUGGUUCAAUCCUUUGU
Messenger RNA from Cornus florida, 1798 nucleotides. RefSeq names its product probable flavin-containing monooxygenase 1. The transcript is spliced from 5 exons. Gene Ontology annotation, molecular function: flavin adenine dinucleotide binding; NADP binding; N,N-dimethylaniline monooxygenase activity. The record is from RefSeq and is a predicted model, not a curated record. The coding region runs from base 1 to 1551 and encodes 516 amino acids. Lineage: Eukaryota; Viridiplantae; Streptophyta; Magnoliopsida; Cornales; Cornaceae.